AUGAUAGAAUUCAUUUUGAUGGUUAACAAACAAGGCCAAACACGACUCAGCCAAUAUUAUAACAAUUUAAGUAUCGAAGAAAAAACAAUACUCGAAGGAGAAUUAAUCAGAAAAUGUUUAUCUAGAGUAGAUUAUCAAUGCUCUUUUUUGCAAUUUAGAGAGUAUAAAAUUAUAUACAGAAGGUAUGCCAGCCUAUACCUAAUCGUAGGAGUCACUAACCAAGAUGUUAAUGAAUUUGCUAUCCUUGAAAUGAUUCAUAAUAUAAUUGAAAUUUUAGAUAAAUAUUAUGAAAAUGUUUGCGAACUUGAUAUUAUGUUUAACAUAGAUAAAACUCAUUUUAUUAUUGAUGAAAUUAUAUGUAAUGGAGAAAUAUGUGACAUGAAUAAAAAUAAUGUUUUAAGACCAAUCAUAUUGAUGGAUAAGUAUUCAUUAAAAAUAUGA
This is a messenger RNA of Plasmodium vinckei vinckei, 441 nucleotides long. Its product is annotated as AP-4 complex subunit sigma, putative. Lineage: Eukaryota; Apicomplexa; Aconoidasida; Haemosporida; Plasmodiidae. The transcript has 2 exons. Gene Ontology annotation, cellular component: intracellular membrane-bounded organelle. Gene Ontology annotation, biological process: vesicle-mediated transport; protein transport. The coding region runs from base 1 to 441 and encodes 146 amino acids. The record is from RefSeq and is a predicted model, not a curated record.